Messenger RNA from Zygosaccharomyces rouxii, 1485 nucleotides. RefSeq names its product Fus1p (gene FUS1). Gene Ontology annotation, molecular function: protein binding. The record is from RefSeq and is a predicted model, not a curated record. Lineage: Eukaryota; Fungi; Ascomycota; Saccharomycetes; Saccharomycetales; Saccharomycetaceae. The transcript has a single exon. The coding region runs from base 1 to 1485 and encodes 494 amino acids.
AUGACAGCUACCACAACAUUGGAGCCCGUUUCCAACUAUCAUGGUACUGAUGGUUACACGCCGUUAGUGCCAUCUAUGACUCAGACAGAUUCUCCGCUUUCACGUAUGGUCAGUACAAAAGGUUCGCCAUCAUCAUCGUCAUCGUCAUCGUCAUCGUCCUCAUCGUCAUCCUUAUCCUCAGCUUCGGCUAUACCUUCUACCGAUACGGGACUCCAAGGAAUGGUAGAUUCUCAGAAAUUUACGUCUGGUGCAACCAUAGGUCUAGCAAUUGGUUUACCAGUUGGUGUCUUUUGCCUUGGAUUAGCACUUUUCCUAGGUCUUUCAAGAAUGCGGAAAAGGUUAACGAUUAACAGAAGGAAAUCCGUUGACUCCCCUACGCUACCAAGUGCAGCUAGCGACCAAGGAUGGUUCUCAAGAGCGAUGUACGGAACUGAUAGUCAAUAUGGUCAAGAGUAUGCUUACGAGAAAUCGCUACCUUUUGCAGACUCAUCAACAAUUCAGUAUAAGGUCUCAAAAUCAAGACCACAACACAUAUUGACUCCCAAGGCGCCCAGGUUACGAGAUGAUUCCACUUCAUUAGAAGGUAUGAGUAUCAGAGAUGAUGUAGAUGCUUUACUAUAUUCAAAACCGCCCAACAUAUACCACAUUCAAUCUGAAAUGCCUUCUACUAGUAAUCUACCAGGUGAAAAAUUGGGACUAUCGGUAAAUUCACCAAGCAAGAGGCCCAAACCAGCGGAAUUAGAAUUACCACUGCAGAAAUGGCAUUAUGAAUCGCCCCUAUCGAGUUGGUUUUUAAGAAAUUCCACGUAUUUUGUUGGUGACGAAGUCGACGCUGCUCCUGAUGGUGCCGCCAACGCAGGUACCAUCUUAACACCAACUGUACAACUAAAACAAUUGAAGAUUCUUUCGAGAAUCAAUAAAGACUAUGCAGAUGGAUCUCAAUUAAUGGAAGAUGAAAAAUCACCCAUCUUAGAAAAAUCUGAACCUAAUUCUCAAGAUGAAGAAGAAUCAGGAACCAACGGUAUAGGACCAUCAUCAGGGUUUUAUGGUGCGGUUGUUUCAGAUACCAGAAGUAAAAAUCCAUUUGAGCAUCCUUAUGAUAACAAGAAAGAAGAACGUAGGGGUAGAAGAGAAAGUAUGUUGGGACAUCAUCUGCAGGAGGUUACCGACAAGAAGCCUUUACCGCUAACACCAGGAAAAGACCUUAAAAGAAAUUCUGGCGAGAGGUUCCAGAUGGGUCACGUCUAUAAAGUAGUACAAAACUACAAAGCUAUGCUUGCCGAUGAGAUUGAUAUUCAAAUUGGUGAAUUCACCUUAAUUUUAGCAACACAUACUGAUGGUUGGUGCCUUGUAGAGAAAUGUACGAUGGAUGGAACUUCAAAAAGUUAUCUCAAGACGGGGCAAAAGGCAUCGGACGCCAACGAUCGAGGCUAUCUGAACAGUGAUAGAGGAAUUAUACCUGGAGAUUGCUUAGACGAUAUAUGA